AUGCACAAGAAGAGUGAUUUUAACUUCGGAGUGCUCAUCAUGCUGGAACACACGAGUCAUGGAGGCCUGAAGUUCUGGAAGCUUCGUCUGGCUGCGAGGAAGAAGAUGACGAAGGAGGAGCGAGAACAAAUAAGAGCUGAGGAAGCGGAGAGGAAGAGGCAGGAGGAAGAGGAACGAAGGCUGCUAGAAGAGGCUGCUGAGGCUGAGAGGCAGGCUGCCGCAGCUGCUGCUGCUGCUGAGGCUGCAGCAGAGGCUUUGAGGCGCAUGAGGCUGCGGUGCGAGCAGCUGAGGCGCACCAAGAGGCUGUGUGAGGCUCACGAGGCCAGCAUGGAAGUCAUCAAAGCAAAGCUUGUAGAGGACAAGGAGUGGGAGCGUCUGAUGAGCUGCGACGGUCUCCCAGACGCCCGUAGCGUCCCCGCGCUCAACCGCUACCUCUCCUUGUGGGACCCCGUGGGGGACACGGGACGGGGGGAGCUGCUCCCCACCCUCGACUCCUGCAUGAGGGAGACUCCAGAAAUUAUUAAGGUUAUAGGCGCGGUAGAGGCGGCCAUGGAAGAGGCGGACCAGCCAACGCAGCAGCAGCGACGUCUGUGGCAGGAGAUCUGGCUAGAGCUGCAGGUGGCUCUCCGGAGGAAGCUUGAUCGCGCCCUCUACAACCAGCUGCUGGACCUGACGCCCCACCUGGACCACGACACCAUGGUGUACGCGUUCUUCCAGGGGUCGCCGCUCGUAUCCGUGGCGCUCUGGAGCAACACGACGCGUUCACCCAAGAACGCCGAGCAUUCCGUACAGGAGCUGGGGCUGAGUUACCACCUGCCCCCGAGUGUGGUGCAGAAGGAGUGCGUGGUGAGUGUGGUGAGGACGGAGUAUGAUCAUUACUCCAAGUUCUCCACCUCUUACUCCUGCCCCCCGCCUCCUGUACCUCCUGCCUCACCCAUACUCACCUUGUUGGAAGACACCCGCCCCCCGGCCUGCGAGGUAGAACCUGGGGAGCUGAACCUGAGGAAGGUGAGGGUGCAGGGGGGGGUGUGGACCAUCAACCUCCUCAAGCUUCCCCCCCAACCCCAGCGUCUGGGGGAGAACUGCACCAUCAAACAUGUUGAGGACGUGGCCAGCGUAGUCCCCCUGUCCUGGGGCUCGGGGUACCAGGCGCCCCCCGAGGGCGGGGCUCACAAGAGGAAGACGCCGCAGGACCUCGAGGCUGAGACCAAGGAGCGCGAACUGCAGCUGCAGAAACUCGUGCUGCUGUCCAUACAACUCCCCGGUUCGGCGUUCUGGUUCGAGCCUCCGCAGAUGGUGCUGUGGAACCACCGUAAGAAGACGUGGACCACAGACUGCUUCCAUGACACCAAGUACCUCGAGGACCAACGCAUCCUCAAGGUUCGAACCAGCGAGCUGGGGGUGAUGGGGCUCGCUAUGAGCCGCUUCUCGAACCUCCCCUUCAUGAGCUGGCAGCUGCGCCCCUCCCCAGGUGGCGCUGCCGAGACGGUGCAGCUGGUGCUCUCAGGAGCUGUCGUUGUGGCCACCUUCACGAUCGCUCCUGGCAGUGUGUGUCUGUCAGACCUGAAGGAUGGCAGCAGGUGUCUGCUGACAGACCUGUACGAGCGGCACAUGACCACCUGCGAGCUGGUGCAAACUCUGCAGAGCUACGGCAUCACGCUGUUCCCGGACGCGGACUCGAGCUGCUACAUGGAGGGCCUGCCGCUCAAGCACCGCGCCACGGAGGCCCACGCCUACUACUGCAUGGCGCUCAUGUCUCGGGUAGCGAGCUUCUCGUGGAGUCGCUGGAACCUGCUGGCGGGCGGGCAGCGCCUGGUCUUCCAGAUGCAGCUGACAGAUGAGCGGACCGGCGACCUGCCCGAACCUGACGAGAACCUGCCGCUGGUGCUGGUCACCCCCACGGGUGCCUGGGUGACCGAGAGCUGCGAGCUCUCCCAGACCUUUUCCCCCACCCCCAAGCACCCAGACAAGUUCUCGGCAGAUCUGCUGCACAUGGCGGAGCUGGAGGGCGGACCGAGGCUGAAGACAGCCAUGCAGCUCAUGCCCACACUGCUUACCCACACCAUCACCCACAUGCUGGCACUGUCAGCAGUCCUGUCACACUGCUGA
Hyalella azteca is the source of this 2109-nucleotide messenger RNA. RefSeq names its product dynein axonemal intermediate chain 7-like. The transcript has 18 exons. Gene Ontology annotation, molecular function: beta-tubulin binding; microtubule binding. The record is from RefSeq and is a predicted model, not a curated record. The coding region runs from base 1 to 2109 and encodes 702 amino acids. NCBI's taxonomy places the organism in Eukaryota, Metazoa, Arthropoda, Malacostraca, Amphipoda, Hyalellidae. Gene Ontology annotation, cellular component: axoneme.